CAGUGUCCCGUAUCAGCUUGAGAUUCCUGCAAGACUCACAACUCAUUAGAUGCUCUGUGUACCUCUUGGUGCUGGCUGAACCCUGGAACAAGCAGGUGAACGAGAUGGACAGACCUUCCCACCCCGCAGCCUGAGAGAAAGGGGCGCAGACAUUCCAGUCAGGGACCAGGGGUCUCAGGAAGUUUGGUUUAACCCUGGCGCCAAGAGGGCUUCCUGGAGGAGGUGCGAGCAGCCAGCGAAGGAUCAGAGCAUGCGCACUGCGUCCCACCGGUCACGCGCGCGCGCUCCUUUCCGCGCACGCGCGCUCCCUCCGGCCGCGCGUCCAGUCCGCGCAGAGUGAAGGUUUCGCCUGGGCGGGGUCAGGGGAUAGCGGCCAGCCAAACGCUGCGCUCCUCCGUCCAUCGUGUGUCCUCCAGGUCGUCCGCGCAGCCCAGCCGCGGCGCCCUGUGCGGGCGUGGGGUUGCUGAGCUCUGCGACCAUGAAGGUCAAGGUCAUCCCCGUGCUUGAGGACAACUACAUGUACCUGGUCAUCGACGAGCACACGCGGGAGGCUGUGGCCGUGGACGUGGCCGUGCCUAAGAGGCUGCUGGAGAUCGCAGGCCGGGAGGGGGUGUCUCUGACCACCGUGCUGACCACCCACCACCACUGGGACCAUGCGCGGGGAAAUGCGGAGCUGGUGCGGCUACAGCCAGGGCUGGCGGUGAUGGGCGCGGACGAGCGCAUCUGCGCGCUCACCCGCAGGCUGGUGCACGGCGAGGAGCUGCGGUUUGGGGCCAUCCACGUGCGAUGCCUCCUGACGCCUGGCCACACCUCCGGCCACAUGAGCUACUUCCUGUGGGAGGAUGAAUGCCCGGACCCGCCUGCCCUCUUCUCGGGGGACUCGCUGUCAGUGGCUGGCUGCGGCUGGCGUCUGGAGGGCACUGCCCAGCAGAUGUACCAAAGCCUGGCCGAGACUCUGAGCAACCUGCCACCGCAGACGAAGGUGUUUUGUGGCCAUGAGCACACGCUGAGCAACCUCGAGUUUGCACAGAAAGUGGAGCCCUGCAAUGACCACGUGAGAGCCAAGCUGUCCUGGGCCCAGAAGAGGGAUGAGGACGAUGUGCCCACCGUGCCUUCCACCCUGGGCGAGGAGCUCCUGUACAACCCCUUCCUCAGAGUGGUGGAGGAGCCAGUGCGCAAGUUCACAGGCCAAGUGGCCCCAGCCCAGGUCCUGGAGGCACUCUGCAAGGAGCGAGCAAGCUUCCAGCACACCUCAGAGCCACUGCAGCCUCAGGCACGGGCUCUCCUGGCGCUGCAGUGGGGGCUCCUGAGUGUGCCCCAGCAGAAGUGAGUCCAAAGCGUGCCUGCUU
Messenger RNA from Castor canadensis (American beaver), 1349 nucleotides. Lineage: Eukaryota; Metazoa; Chordata; Mammalia; Rodentia; Castoridae. The record is from RefSeq and is a predicted model, not a curated record.